UAACAACAGACAUCGAGACAUCCACACCACGACCACAAUAUUCAUCAUCACAACUAACUGUUACUGGACUUUGAUAUUGAGUGGAACUUGUGGAGUGGAAUUGGAAUUUGGUAACUUAAGGCUACAGAAACUAAGUUACUAAACUACUGAAUCUCAACAACUAGGCCUACUGAAUUAAUUUAUACCAAUAUUCAGCAGCCUAGUGUGUUACAAUUGAGAAGUGGAUAGCCUUGAGGAUGGAAAGACCAGAGAGACCCUCUCGACAUAAGUCUAAUCCUAACCGUUUUCCCAUUCGUCCCUCAUUCAGCUCUGACUCGGAAUCAGAAACUAACGACAAUGAAGUUCCUAUACAAAUAACUUUUACAAAUAUUUAUCAGUCGGAAUCAACGAAUGGUAAUGCAGGACCCUCAACUUCAUCUGGUAGCCAAUCCGGUCCAGCUGGAAAUGUGGCUCCGACUGAGAACUCUAUUGGCAGUUUACGAGCAACACCCCCAGUGACUCCUCUGCGUGUGACUCUGUCACCAAUAUCGCGCCCAUCGCCAGAGGGGGAGGGUCCCUCCACACAGUCAACACAGGACGUGGUACGGCGUAAACGAUCUGCCACAUCGUCUGCUGCCUCCGUCAUCUUCGACAGCGUUGACACACUCAUCUCUUCCAACAGCUCGAUGAGUGUGCAAAUAACCGACAACCGAAGCAGCACAUCGCCUGAGCGGUUUCCUCCCGGAGAGUACUUGAUCCGACCCAAGAGUUUCUGCAACAUGAGGGACAUCUGGCAAACCAACGCUAUCAGGCCUUCCUCUUCCUCCUACAAGUUGAAGAGGUUCAAUAUCCCCAACGAUUCAAACCCCACCAUAUCUAACAGAGACUCUGCCGCUGCGCCUCCGCCCCCAGUAGUGUCCUCCAGCUUUAGUCUGCAAGAUGCAGUACUUCCGAACACACCGGAAACUACUCACAGCUCCUUCUACUCCUCUCGAACCAACGCUCCACAAUACAUUCCUACACGUAACAGCCAGUCGUCAACCAACAGUUCUUCUAUCCUGAGACAGUUUGAUGAAAUGUGUUCAACUGGCACAACUCCUCCCAGAAGAAGGAAAUAUGUUAGAUUUCUGGAGGUACCAAGGUACUCAGAUGGUCCUGCCAAUGAAACAGCUUCCCUGAUACAACCAUCUUCAUUGCCCUCAUCAUCUAUAUCUGCCAGUGUUAGAAAUACUCCGUCUCUUGACGAUUAUUGUGAUCUGGUCGGAAACUUCUUGUUUAACUACCCAUCAUCCUCACAGUCUAGUGAAAACCCAAGAUCUCCGCCAGUCACUGUGCCGCUGGAGCGAAGCUCUUUGUUGGACCAGCAAAGUAGUAGCACAGCUGACAUCAUAGAUCGUCACGCUCACUCCAUCAUCAGCGAGAUCAACUCUUACUUGGACCCUGUAGAACCUGGAGAGCCGAUGGAACAGUCCAAUGACGACGUGAUUGUUGUGGAGACCCCAGAGCGCCCCGCACUGCCGGACAGUCCUGACAUUGUACCUUCCAGCCGCAGCCCCUCCCCCUCCCCUCUCCCCCUUCCCACCAGGGCAUCACCCCUCCAACCUACCAGUGCUGCCAUCCCUCCAGCGCCUCGGGUGGACAAGCCGCAGUCUAGUGGUAGCAGUGAGGUGCCCAUGACACUGCCAGAACUAAACCAAUCACUGGUAGCUCUGUUGGAAUGUCCAGUGUGUCUAGACCACGCUACUCCUCCCAUCUACCAGUGUAUGAAAGGCCACAUCUUGUGUCAGAACUGUCAUCCUCGUCUCACGUUGUGUCCCAUGUGUCGAUCACGUCUGCCAGGCGACCGCAAUAGUGUAAUGGAGAAGGUGGCAGAGAAACUGAUGUACCCUUGCAAGAACACGGUGACCGGCUGCACAAUGAUGUUGAAACUCAAUGACAAACAGGCGCAUGAAGACGGCUGCGGGUUCCGCCACUACGCCUGCAUUGUGGACGCCUGCAGCUGGAAAGGCUACAAGCCUGAACUGGUGGUUCACCUGCAGAGUAGCCAUCCGGACAAACUGAUCACAGGCGCUACUCAGGAGCUUCUUGUACCCAUCAGUGGCAUCAUCGGAGGUUCAGGUUUUGUCGUCCACGAUUGGAUUCAAUCCGCUCACAAUGAAGUGUUUCAUGUGGUGUUCAAUGUUGAUACCUUCAAAAGGAUUAUGAAAGGUUGCGUGGUCUACGUUGGCUCUAGAGAGAAGGCAGACAAGUUCGAGUACCUUUUCCAACUGAAACAGAGAGUGAGUCCGUUCCGUAAGUUGUCUUACAGUCGUACGACUCACGUGGACACACUCAAGCAAGGUCAACCAUUGUGUUUACGAGAUGACUUCAGCAUCAACAUAGACAUGGCUCAACUUUACCGACCUUCUGAUUGUUGCCACCAGAUCAUUCCGAUCUUCAUCACCAUCACCCAACUUGAGUAAAAUAGGACUUUUCCUAAGUGCACAGUGGUAUGUGACCAAAGUGUUCUCUUUGUAAAAUGUUUAGUUUUAUAAGUGCACAUUGAAGUAUUCCAAAAUGAGAAUAAAGUGUUCUCUUUCAUUAAGAUCAGUUUUAUUCAGGUUUAAGUGAAUGUGUUCAGGAUUUCUAUUGUGUGGUUUCCUUCAGGAUAAAACCAUAUUCAACUGUUUUUUAUAUGUUUGAUUUUUUUAUAUGAUUACUUGUGUAUUGACUAGUCUUGUAUUGAGUUUUGCAAUUUUGUUUCGUUACAAAAUAUCUUUGUUUUUUUCCAAGAUCCUAUAGGCCUAAUUUUCCGAACCAAGGCCUAAAAUUGAAUUUUUCCAGUUUAGACCUUUUUAGUUAGGUAGUGUUUGUAGUUUUACUUUUUAUUUAUUUGUAAAAUGAGUCGGUGAGAAUAACAAUUGGUAUUACUCAUUACUGUCAUAUUUUGGAAAAGAAAUCGUUUUAUACUCAAAUAAUAUUGAAGCUACUACGUUGAAAAUCCCUUACACAAAAAGGGGAUGAAAACUUAUUUACUUUACUUUCAGUGUAAAAUAUAUUUUUAGCUGGUCCUUGAAUAUAUUUUGCCAAAAUCAUAAAUUGAAAACAAUGGCUUUCCUUUUUUUAAAUUUCACUGGCUCAUACUUGUGGAAAUGUGUUAAUCCUUCCGCAGACACAUUGUAUUUUUAAGUGUUCAUAACACAGUUUUGGUUUGGUUUUGAAUAUUAGCAUAUUUAGCGAUGGCAUAAACUAUCAUAUGUUACUGUAUUUUCAUUAAAUACUUUUUUAUUCUGUGUUACAA
Messenger RNA from Macrosteles quadrilineatus (aster leafhopper), 3259 nucleotides. RefSeq lists its product as uncharacterized. Lineage: Eukaryota; Metazoa; Arthropoda; Insecta; Hemiptera; Cicadellidae. The transcript has 16 exons. Gene Ontology annotation, cellular component: cytoplasm. The record is from RefSeq and is a predicted model, not a curated record. The coding region runs from base 237 to 2441 and encodes 734 amino acids. Gene Ontology annotation, biological process: multicellular organism development; proteasome-mediated ubiquitin-dependent protein catabolic process. Gene Ontology annotation, molecular function: ubiquitin conjugating enzyme binding; ubiquitin protein ligase activity; zinc ion binding.